Lachancea lanzarotensis is the source of this 672-nucleotide messenger RNA. It is a transcript of the gene NMD4, whose product is annotated as LALA0S01e11430g1_1. The record is from RefSeq and is a predicted model, not a curated record. The transcript has a single exon. The coding region runs from base 1 to 672 and encodes 223 amino acids. NCBI's taxonomy places the organism in Eukaryota, Fungi, Ascomycota, Saccharomycetes, Saccharomycetales, Saccharomycetaceae.
AUGUCUCAGCUAUGUUACAUUUUAGAUGCCUCUUGCAUGGAGAAGGGCAUCGGUAACGUCAAGAGAUGGUUUGAAGGGGAUCAGAAUCGCCAGUUUUCUCAAAUUAGCUUCUAUAUUCCAACUUUCACUCUACAAGAACUAGAUUUUUUGAAGUAUCGCAGGAACAGUUACACUGCCAAAGAAGCACUACGAUUUAUUGACGGAACAGACUUCCCACAAAGCGUGGACUUGAUAAUUGAGUUCCCUGAGCUUCUCGAUACCAUACCAUGGUCAAACGUACUUGAACAUCAAGCUUUCGAAGUACCUGAAUUUGAUUUGAAACCCAAUUCACCUCAUUCACUACCCCGUCGUCUGCGAAAUUUGCUUAAAAGCUGUACCUACAAAUGUCAUUUAGAAGGUAGCAACAACCAGACUUGGACAUUGGUCACUGAAGAUCCACAGAUUCGUCGCCUUGCCGAUGCAUUUGGCAUUCCACAUUGUUCGCUCGUCGCAGCAGACCAAGAAAUUUGCAAAAAACUCGACAAAAGAGCUUUCCAACAAAGCGUCAAGUUCAGCGACUCUUUGAAAAAGACAAGUGUCAAGGGCUCAUCUGGUGGGAAAGAUGUGUACCGCGCCAAGUUUGACCAGGUUAUGUACGCGAGCCGAGGCCCUGGUAACCUAUGGAAGCCUUGA